ACUCAAAAAAAUGCUCUCUACAGCAAUUUUAGACACUAGACAUGGCAAAAGCUACUCUUCUGAUUCUCAAAUUGUUGAUGAUCCUAAUAUGUGCUGGUUGGAUUACUCUCUGGAUCCUGAAGCCCACCCAACUGUGGACGAAGAAAUGGCAUACUGCUGAAGAUAGUGCAAGAACCACAGUGUUUGGGUACUAUGGUCUUAAUUUUGUUGUAUAUACCUUUCCUGUUAUUGCUCUGGCUGCAAUUGGAUUUGUUUACUUGGAUUUGCAGUCUAGAGAGUCAAGAAGAAGACAAGCAAGAAGAUCACCCUCAGUUCUUUCCAAUCCCCUCGUUGUUAACAGUUACCUGGGUGUUCUAUCAGCCCUUGAGAUUUUAGCAGUGUCCCUCUUCUUCCUCUAUCUGGCAUGGACUUUCUAUGUUCACAUCUCCAAUGAUUUCGAGAAAAUGGUACCAGCCAAAUCAUUGAAGUCCUACUCCACCAUCUCCAAUGCUGGCAAGAAGAUGACCCCAGCUGAAUCAUUGAAGCUGAAUACGCGGCAGUUCAAAUUCCUUAGGGUGGCAACGCGAUUUGGUUUGCUGGCAGAAGCCUGCCUGGCUCUGCUACUACUGCCUGUCUUAAGGGGGAUGGCCUUGUUUCGGUUUGUUGGGGUACAGUUUGAAGCAUCAGUAAGAUACCAUGUCUGGCUUGGGACUGCAAUGAUAUUUUUUGCCACUUUUCAUGGUGUGAGCACCCUUAUUGUUUGGGGGAUCAAAGACCGGAUUCAGGAUGAGAUGGGGAAAUGGCAGAAAACAGGCCGGAUUUAUCUAGCUGGGGAGAUUGCUCUCGUUACAGGCCUAGUUAUCUGGAUUACGUCACUUCCUCCAAUAAGGCGGAAACGGUUUGAAAUCUUCUACUACACUCACCACCUGUACAUAGUCUUCCUACUAUUCUUCUUGUUCCAUGGUGGAGAUCGUCACUUUUAUAUGGUUUUUGGUGGGGUUUUUCUGUUCGGCCUUGACAAGCUACUUCGAAUCAUACAAUCAAGACCACAGACUUGCAUCCUCUCAGCAAGAGUAUUCCCCUGCAAAGCUAUAGAGCUUGUUGUAGCAAAAGAUCCAGGAUUGAAGUAUGCCCCAACAAGCAUCAUAUUCAUGAAGAUACCAAGCAUUUCCAGAUUUCAGUGGCAUUCCUUCAGUAUAACUUCCAGCUCAAACAUUGAUGAUAAUACUAUGUCUGUCAUAAUCAAAUGUGGAGGAUGGUGGACAAACUCCCUGAGUGACAUAAUACAUGCUGAGCUAGACUCAGGUUCCAAUCAGAUGAAGUGCAUCCCAAUUGCAAUUGAAGGCCCUUAUGGACCUGCCUCACUGGACUUCUUAAGCUAUGACAGUCUACUUCUGGUAGCCGGAGGAGUUGGGAUAACCCCAUUUCUGAGCAUUUUGCAGGAAAUUACUUCCACACAGAGCAGCAUCAGAUAUAGAUUCCCCAGAAGAAUUGAACUUAUAUAUAUUAUGAAGAACUCCCAAGAUAUAUGUCUGUUAAACCCGAUAUUGCAUCUACUCCAGAACCAGUCAGCUGAACAAUGGCAUCUAAAGCUAAAAGUAUUUGUAACCCAAGAAGAAGAAUGUGGUGCAACCAUAAGAGAUCUUCUGAAUGGGUUUUGUCAAGUCCAAGUAGUAAACUUUGCCUCAAAAUGUUCGAGUUAUGCAGCAAAUGGACUUGAAAAUUUGCUUUGGAUGGCUGCCAUGGCUGGGCUUUCCUCAGUCAUGUUCCUUGUUUUUCUUUCUUCUCUCAACCAUGCCUUUCUUCCUUCCCAAGAUAAGUCCUCCAAAGAGAAAAGCCCUUCUUGGGUUGCUGACAUACUUCUCAUAUGUUCCUUCAUCAUAGCUAUACUAUGCAGCACCAUAGUGGCAAUUGUCUUGAGAUGGAGAAAGCUGAGAAGAGAGAUUCCACCAGUCUCUCAAAAGGAAGGCAAAGCCAAGGAGGGUUUGAUGGACACAAGGGGCACUGCUCUUGAGGAGCAUGAAAUCCAUUUUGGAGGAAGGCCUAAUUUCCAAGAUGUUUUUUCCAAGUUUCCAAAAGAAACUGGUGGAUCGCAUAUAGGAGUCCUGGUUUGUGGCCCAGAAACAAUGAAAGAAUCAGUGGCAUCAAUAUGCAGUCAAACCUCCCAAUGCUGCAACAUGGGAAAUGAUCAGAAAAGGAAGUCAAAUUUCAGUUUCCACUCCCUCAACUUCACACUCUAGUUGAAACAUAGGCGUAUAUUCCUAUACUCCUGUCUUUAUAUCACAUGAAUAAAAGUUGGGCAAUGGGUAGUUGCUCCUUAGGCUUUCACAUAAUGAUGGUUUCUUGCCUUCUAUUUCAGCCAUGUUAGCAUGUCAUUGUAACACUGUUCUGCAACAAAAAUGUGUAGUACAUUGAAAUUUGCAACUUCUGAUAAA
Molecule: messenger RNA, 2414 nt
Organism: Vitis riparia (riverbank grape)
Lineage: Eukaryota; Viridiplantae; Streptophyta; Magnoliopsida; Vitales; Vitaceae
Product: ferric reduction oxidase 8, mitochondrial
Exons: 8
Coding region: 42-2219 (725 amino acids)
Cellular component (GO): plasma membrane
Molecular function (GO): oxidoreductase activity
Source: RefSeq, a predicted model, not a curated record